UACUUUCUUCCUGCGAAAGGACUUUUCUCAGUGCGCUCCGCCCCUGUGUGCUUGUUCCUUGGCAACGCAAAAGACGCUGUCUACGUAUGGAAUUGUUAGUUUAUUCAGCAUUGCCCUGGAAACAGCAGAGCAGAGAGGCGCUAUUGCCAUAGACUGAUAUACACAGACACAAACAGGGCCAUGGAGGAUCUGCUGGAUAAUGUACUAGGAGUGAGGGUGUCUCCAUCUUUGCUUCACUUUAUGGACACCCUUGUGGGGAAGAGUUAUAAAGCCAGUCUUGUUGUACAGAACAUCAGCCCUCAGACUAAAACCAUCAGAAUUCAAGGUCCUGAAGAUCCACAGUUCACCUUUACUGUUCAGAAUCCAGAUAAACCUAUUGCAUGUGGGCUUCAAAUAACAGCGACUGUCGAAUAUCGACCAUCAAAAAAAGAAGACAUCCGUGACAGACUAUUGGUAUUUGUUGAUCAAGAUGUCAUAAAUAUUCCAUUGCUGGGAUUUACACCAUCCUGCUAUUUAGAAGUUGAUUCUGAAGUGAAUUUUGGAAACAUAGUUGCGAACAGUAAAGUGAUAUAUAAAGAGAUUGCCAUUACAAAUCAUGGUUCUUCUCCAGGUACCUUCAGAAUAAAGUACACUGGACAUCUGCCAAUCACUCUUGACCCAAGCAGUGGAACAGUGGAACCUAAAACCAAGCAGCUAAUUCAAGUGGAAAUUUGCACUGAUAAACCUACUUUAUUUGAAGAAGUUGCAAAGGUUAAACUGCAGGGUAGUGAUGAAGUACUUGUGAAAAUAAAAGGAAAUAUUGUCUAUCAAGUGUUGAGGCUACUUGAUGUAUCUGGCAAAUCAUUAGAUUGCCUUCAUUUUGGAUCACUCUAUUUUGGGACAUCAGCAGCUCGUCAAGCAGUAAUUUACAAUGACAGCCCUGAGACAAUGCACUGGGUAUCAGUCCUGGAUGACAGUGCCCUUGGAGUUGAAAUGGGCACAGAUUUUGAGCAAAGCACUGAUGCUGCUUUGCAAAAGCUGGACUACAGAAGAAAAUCAGAAAAUACAGAAGCCGCAAGAAUGAUUUCAUGUUUACCCAAUCAAGGAGUGUUGCUUCCUUUUCAAAAAACCAAUGUCACAAUAUGUUUCUCCCCAAAACAGAUCAAUGAAGACCUCUUGUAUGACAAGUUUCCACCACAACAGGACUAUGCUUUGUUUAUAAGGUUUGAACCCAUUGGAAGUAAAGACGGAUUUCUUCAAUCACUGUCUAAUCGUGAUGUUAAUAAUAUAGAAAAUAAGAAACAACAUGUUGAGCUAGCAGUAACAGGCUCUGGUGUGCCUGUUGCAUUAUCUUUCAACCCUGGAACAUUAUACAAUUUUAAAGAGUGCUUCAUUGGAGAACAGAUCGAUGUUCUCUGCUCAUUACAAAAUGAAUCUCAGUGUCUUCCUGUGGUGUUUAGUUUCUGCAAGAUUUCACAUUUCCAUAUAUCUCCAGCUAAAGGAAAGAUAGAACCAGGACAUUCUCAGGAUGUGAUGCUUACAUUUUCUCCACACCAAGUGGGAACCUUCAAAUUGAAACAAGUAGUAGAUGUUUUGGGUCCCACUACAGAAGAUUAUUUACCACCUAUAAAAACUAAAGUCUUUCAUCAAAAAACACUUACUUUUAUGGCAGUCUGCAGUCCUGUAACUAAGAAAAUAGUGAUGAAAAUAAACCCAGGUAUUACCCCAAAGAUUUCUAAUGCCACUGGACAGUUUCUGGCUGCAUCUAAAGAGACAGCAAUGUAUACUGGAAAUACAUCUGUGGCUGCUUUGAAUUCAAGUAAAACACACAUACACAAUCAUCAGAAGAAAGAUGACAACGAGGAACUGGUAGCAUUUCCUAAUGAUCGAGCUGCAAGCAUACGGCCUAGUGACAGUUCAAAAAAGUACAGGACAAUUUUUACUAAAGUUGAAAGAUACAAUUAUGUUGAUCCAGAUUAUGCUUACACAGAUGAGGAAGAAAAGUUAAGGAAAUCUCACAAGGACUACUAUGUUAAUUAUAUACAAUGCAUAAGAGAGGAACGUUUGAAAAAAGAAAAGGAAAGGGAAUUUGAAGAUGUGAAUAAUCCUAUAGAUAUUGGCAUUACACCAGCAGCGGGAUUAGUAUCUCCAAGUCCGUCAAUUGUUGAGCGCUUUAAUGAACCGCAAAAGCCGAAAACACAUUCUUCACUUAAUGGGCGUAUUUUGACCACUCGCCAAUUAGCUGCUGGAGAAUCUAGAUCCUUAUCAAGAGAAACCAGUGAAGGCAUUAAUGCAACACCAUGCACUGCAACAGAGAAGGAAGACUGCAGCCUUACGCUCACUCCUCAGCAACUCCAUCAUGUAGUUGUUGGCCCUUCAACAAUAGAUUUUGGAGAGGUUUGUGUUCGUUCCACAUCUGUUAGGGAACUCCAAAUCAUUAACAGUUUGCACUCAUACAUAUGGGUUCAGCUACAAAUAGACUUUGAUGAGUUGCAACAAACUGGCCCCAUUUCUCACAUUGUUCCACCUAUGUCAAAGACUGAGGUCCCAAUAGUAUUUGAGACCAAUACGUUUGGGAAAUUUAAAAAGUCAGUUACCUACACUGUGAAUGGAAAACACUCUGGGCAUAUUCUGAUAACUGCAAAAGCAGUUCCUGUUGCCCUUGAAUUGUCAUCGAAUGAAAUUGUUCUGACACCCAACUCAAACUUCUUAUCAGAAAAAGGAUUAAGAUCUUCAGUUAGAUUAUACAAUCGCAGGAAUCAUCCAGCUGAAUUUAACUGGAAGCCAAUCAUUACUGAAAAAGGAAUAGCGUUUUCUAUACGUCCUGCCAGAGGCACUGUUGAUGCAUAUAAAGACCUUGAAUGUGAAGUUGUGUGGCAUCCAGGAUUCGGCUCCCCUGACAUUGGUGAAUUUAAUCUGUGUGUGCUUCAUGGCAAUACACUAAAGUUAAAGUGUACUGCAGAGCUUGGAUCAACUAAUAUCCAAUUCACGGAACAAAGGGUACUUUUUGCUGAAGCUCCACUUGGACUGACUACUUACAAGACAGCCAUUCUUCAGAACACAGGGCUAAAUCAUGCAUACUUUCAGGUUGAAGAUGUAAAUCCGUUGCCUGGCAUGACUGUAACACCAUCUCAAGGUGUUGUACCCAUUGGUGGAUAUGCCACUCUCCAAAUCUUUUUUACCCCAGAAGCUGUAAUGAAGUUUGACACCAGACUUGAUGUGUCUGUGCGUAACACAAAGCCUUUGGAGUUGAGAAUUGGAGGAUUUGUAAUACCUCCACAAAUAGAGAUUUCUGUUAGCUCUUUCCUAUUUCCUGGGGUGUAUGCAAAUUCUACUCAGGUUAUACCGUUUGUGCUUCAGAAUAAAAGUGUUGCACAUGCAAAAGUGGAGUUUGACCUUAGCAAAUACCAAGACUUUUCUAUGACAUUUAAAGAUGGAUCAGCAGUUGAAAAUAAUCCAUUAUAUCCUCUUCUGUAUAUUGUGGAGUUAGAAGAGAAGGAAUCACUUGAAUGCUCUCUACAUUUUAAUCCCAAAGAAGUGGCAGCAUAUGACUUUGAGCUCCCUAUCAAUAUUAAUUUCACUGGAGACUUAAAUGCUGGUAGCUCUGUGCCUGUGACUCCUACCAGCUCUGAAAAGCAUCUUGUUACUCCCAGACCUCAAAUAGUAAAUGUGGUCACUCCAAAAUGUAGAAUAAAUGCAACUGUGUUGCUGCCACUGCUCAGUUUCUCUACCUUAAAACUAGAAUUUGACCUGUCAUCCGGAUUUUUGGACUUGGGCAUUGCAGAUGAUUCUCUUUGCUCUCAGGAGAUUGAACUAACCAAUAUCUCAAAGAAAAACGUGACAUGGAAGUUUAAUCUUGAUCGGGCUGAAAAAAAGAUAGAUGAUGGGAUUUUCAAGUUCAGCAAACAUUCAGGGACACUUGAACCAGGCCAGAAAAGCAGUAUCGCUGUCAACUUCUGCCCUUCUGUCCCAGGGGGUUAUUUUGCUGAGAUUCAAGUGAUCCUGAACAACAAUCCUGAUAGCCAUUAUACUCUUCUGCAUCUGCAUGGAAUUGUCAGAAAACCAAGGCUGUUGUUUAAUCCUCCAUUAGUGAUUCUUACUCCAGUCCCUUUGGAUACAGAGACACAAGCAAUUGUUGAUAUAACUGCAUUAGAUUUUUCAAGGAAAUCAAUGUUAAAAUGUGAAUGCCCACAAGUGGAACUGGACAGUGGUGAGCUGGCAAGGCCAUUCUCUAUAGAAUUCCCAAAUGGACAGACUGUUUCAAGUGCAGGGGACAGAAGUGAAAAGCUUAUUUGCCAAAUCAGUUUUAAAUCUUCCAGUCCAAUCUCUUGCUUGGUCAACCUAUUAUUUACUGAUGGAUACAAUAACCAGUUUCCGCUCCAAGUUUCAGCAGUAGCUGAGAACUGCAUCCUCACUGUAUAUCCUUACCUUGCCUACCAUCGCACAGAUCAGCAAGUUAUCUUGAGAAGUGCACACAAUGGUAAUGGAGAAAAGGGUUAUGGCACUGGAGAGGCAAUUUUGCGACCUUGCUACAUCCCAGAAACACCAUCUCAGAGCACAUCAUCCAGCUCCCUUGGAGCGGCUACCAGCUCAACAUAUGAAGAAUCAAUAUCAGAAGAUGAAAAUACAUUAUCUAAUGAAAGAUUGAUGAGUGGCGAAAGAGAGGGUGAAUAUGGAAAAAACAAGGAUGUGUUUGAAUUAUCACUUUAUCCUGAAGAAUACACUGAUGAAUGGCUAUUUUUCCAGAAUGUUUUGGCUGCAGUUAGAACGUGGUUCAGUAUUUUUGGAUGGCCAAGUGGAUGUAAUCCCAUCACAAUUCCCCAGUCUAUGUGGAGCAGUGUUUGCAAAGUGCACAUGAAAAAUUCUAAAGGAAAUGUAGCAAAAACCAUAAAUCUGGGCAAGCAGACAAAAACCAUUUAUGACAUGCUGUUAUACUUGAGUGGACAGAUGUUACCUGGAAUUACUGCAAGUCAGUCAUUGCCCUCUAAUCCUACAGAAAGAGUUCUACAGCUCCACUGGCAACAUGCUACAUUUCUUACUUUUCUCAGAAACCAAGGAGCCUCUCUUCCUUACAUCAAGCCAGAAUUCUUGUUUGAACCUCUUGAUUAUGAAAGGUGGCUGCAAGUGCAGGUUCAGAUUAAAGAAUUGCAAAACCUAAACAAGAAGAAUAUGGACAAACAGGCAGAAAUCAAAUUGCUUGAAAUAAAUAGUUCUACAUUUCAGUCUUUAAGCAAGCGUGUUUGGAUGGACAUAUUGCUCCAAAUAUACAAGGUAUUGAUUCUCUCUCGUGUCACACAAAAGAAAAGGGAUGAUGAUUAUGUUAGUGAGACUAUGCCAAAAAUUAAUUCAGAACCGUUGUCAAGCAAUAUAUACUCACCUUCAGAAAGAAUAUUACUUACCUGGCUCAACGUAAAUUAUGAGAAAAUGAGAAAAACAGUAUGGAAAGAUUGUCAAAAAGGUGAAAUUCCUCCAACAAGAUGGAUAAUAAACUUUGACAGGGACCUAUUAGAUGGUCUUGUAUUAGCUGCUCAGAUGGCAUCCUAUUGUCCAUUUUUAAUUUCUACUCAUUUCACAUCCAUGUACACAAACCCUGAAAGCCCAGAAGAGUGCUUACACAAUUGCCUUAUUCUUGUUAGUGCAUUCCGAUCAAUCAGCCUUGACAUAGAUGUGCAGGCCACUGACAUAUGUGACCCAAACCCAGUUAUGAUGCUGAUGUUGUGUGUCUAUCUGCAUGAAAAACUGCCACUUUAUUUGCCAAAGAAGACAGUGAUGUUCGAUGGGGCACUUCAUGAAGUUGUCUCCAAAGAAGUAUGCCUGAAAAAUCCAAGCAGCAAACCACUGGUGUAUAAUGCUACAAUUAUAGGUCGAGAGUCUGACAAUUUCUUUUUACCUAAAGGAAACACAAUCAUGAUUGCACCAAAGAACCAAGCAACGCUAACUCUUGAAUACAAAAGUCUGCACUUAGAUCCUGCGGAAGCAACUCUGUUUCUGGUUUCCAGUUCUGCUAAUGGCAUUAAUGGAACUACAUUGGCAUUUUCUCUUCAGCCACGUAUAACUGGUGCGGUGCCCUCUGGCCUGUAUAAGCAUGAAUCGCCAUUGUAUGAGCUGAAAAAGAUUGAUUUAGCCGUUCAUAUACCAAUUAAAACGCGUGGCAAAUUCAGGGUCAUUUUAGUAGAAUCUACAAGUCAUUUAUCUUUUCCUGAUAACCUGAAGGAAAUCAACCAUCUAAAAAAGGAAGAGGCUCACAGUUUACUAGAAAAUGCAUCUACAAAAGUGAUUGGUGAAACAUAUAAUGAAGAAAAGUUGAUUAAUCAAGUGUACCACCCCAGUUCAAUGUGCCAGUUCUUCUGCCCUGUGAACUCCAUUUUCCUAAAGGAAGGCAGCUCAACAUCAUUGCAAAUUUACUAUAUUCCAUUUGACCUUGGGAAGAGAUUCUGUACCAUAAUUUUCAGCAAUGAAAUGAUUGGAGAUUUCAUAUAUCAAAUAGAAGGGACAGGCAUUUAUCCUUUGCCGUCAGCUAUCACUGCUUUGAAUAGCCAGAAUAUUUUGCAGACUUCCACAUCCACUCCAGGUCACAAGAAUGCACAGAAGAGCAUGUUGUUUAAAUGCCACCCAGAUGAAAUUCUUGAAGAAAAUCUAAUCAUCCCAUUGGUUAACGAAGCAAGAGAAAGGGCUCUGGGUCUGGCAGCACAGAUGCAGAUGACUGACCUGGAGUAUAAACGUAGAAAGAUCACAGCAACUCUGCAGAGCAGCAGUGUGAGAGUAGCAGUGGUUACCCAAGGCAUGAGUAAGAUUCAGACCAAAUCAUUAUUCAGCUCUUCACCUUUCUCCAAAAAGCUUACAUCAAUUGACUAUGAUGUAGAAAUAAGCAUGCCAGAGUGCUUUACAGUCCCAAAGAACAUUUCUCUAUCAGUGACAGGAAAAAGUCGAGUUAAGGGCUCUCCAACGGGAGUAGUUGGAGAUAUCAUAGAUACAGAAAACAGAGGUUUGCUUCCACUACAGUUUAAACCCAGUGGACCUGGCCGUUAUCCAUGCCAGAUUUUGCUGAGAUCUUCUUAUGAUGCACGAGUAUACAUGAUUGAAUGUGUAGUCAACCCAGCCAGACCAGAAAGAGAACUGGAAUUUAUUACUCCUGCAUGUGAAGCAGUAAUUCAAGAUAUUCCUAUACAAAAUUCAAGUAAGCAAGACUGGAAAAUGAAAGUUGUAUUGGAAGGGGACUACUUUUAUGGGCCACCAUUCCUAUUUAUACCUGCAGGGGAAACAGCUCAGUACUCUCUGACGUUUAAGCCAAUUUCACAGUGUUUAAGUUUGGGUAGACUACUGCUUCAGAAUGAAACAGAUGGAACGGAACAUAUAUUUAGCCUUCGAGGCACUGGACAAGAAUCCCUUGCAUUAGACCAUAUCAUAAUAAAUUGCCAAGUAAGGCAAAUAGCACAGAAGGUACUUCUGGUACCUAAUUACACAAACAACAUAUUGACAUUCAACGUGGCAUCAGAUAUUUCUAUUAUUGGUGGAGCCCAAACCAUAACUGUUAAACCUGGCACAUCAGCUCCCUAUACAUUGAAUGUAUCUCCAUGGAAACGUGGUUCAUUCCAAGGAGUAAUUUCAUUUGUUGCGGACGAUGGAGAAGAACAACACUUUCAACAUGGCAUCUCAACAGGGUGUACAGAUGAUGAACGAUUUCUGGUAAUGGACACUGCCAAAACAGCAAAAAAAGCGCCAUAUAAAGUAUGGUUUUCAUUAGAAAUCAAGAGCAACCCUGCUCCUCCAGACAAAAGCAUAGAAGUCAGUUGUCCUGUUUUGGGAAAUGUUUGUAUAGAUAUUCCUAUGAGCAACCCAACAUCUGAGGUGCAACAUUUCCAUGUAUUGGUGGAUGGCUUUGGACUGAGUGGAGAGGCAGAUUUUACCCUGCAAGCAAGAGAAACAUUUCCUUAUAUGCUUACAUUUUCCCCAACAAGAACAGGAGUUUCUACAGGAAGUGUGAUUUUCCAGUCUGACAUAUUUGGUGAAUUUUGGUAUGGAUUACAGCUGUUAUCUGAGAGACCAUCUGCUACUACACUCCCUGAAGUGCACUGUGAACUUGGAAAGUGGGAACGAUUUUGUAUAUCAUUGAAAAAUACUACUCAGGAAAUAAUUGAAUUAAAAACUGUGAACAAUAACCCUGAGCAUUUCUUAGUAGAAGUGGAGCCCAAGAAACCACUAUUGUUGCCACCAAAUACUACUACUGAUGUAACUGUCCAGUUCUACCCAUCCGCCCUUGGCAAAGGGAACCAUAAAGGAUCCAUCAUAUUUAAAAACCCACAGAUAGAGGAAUGGAUAUUCCACAUGUCUGGGGUUGGUCUCAUACCCCAACCCAUGGAACCAGCGAGCAUAAGUGCUCGUGUUGGCAGCUUAUCCUCGAUCAUAAUUACCUUCAAAAACCCUACAGAUGAACAUGUUUUAAUAGAUGUGAUUCUAACAGAUCAAGAACAAACCAUGCAUCGUCUCAGUGCUUCUGUUCUGCGCCAUUCUAUCAAUACAGAACCAGCUUUUUGUCUGCCACUGAAGCAAACCCAAGGUAUCCCUUUAGCUCCUAAGGAAAAAUUGGAUAUUCCUGUAUUAUUUGCUCCUGACUCAAUGAAACUUUAUGAAGCCUUGGUUGUAAUACACAUGACAAAAGCCAAUGGAGAUUGCUGGGCACAAGAUAUAUCAGAUAAUAUAAACACUGAGUUGAAAAGUAUAACAAGGACAGAAAAGGGAGAGAUUUCUGGUAUACGAUGGAUUUACCCAGUUCAUGGAAUUCCAGAAGCACUGCCUUCAAAAUCAGCACCAGCUGUUGUAAUGUGUCCUGCAAGAAGUCGAACUGAAGAAAGGGUUGAAGUGUUGUUAACUGGGGCUGUUCCAGGUCCAACUAGAAUGCCAACAAGUCAUGGCAACAGACCCACAGAGAAGACUAACACACAGGAUGAAGUCCAAGUCACUAAUGGUUUAAGUACAACAGAAGAGUUUUUCUAUGAAAUUGGGUAUGAAUCAGACGAAGUGAAAUCCCAGCUGGAACCCUCUGUAGCUAUUGAACUUGUAAGGAAAGAACGCGAUGCAACUUCAGGGAUUGUUACUUUAUUUUUUAAUAUAAUUUUUGCACCGAAUAAGUCAAUGCGACACACUGUCACAUUAAUGGUACAGUGCGCCACAGGUGGAGUCUGGAAAUUCCCAAUUCAUUUGGUUGCCACUAAACCAACCGUGGAUGAUGUCAUUCAGAUUGAUGCUGUUGGACUAAACAAGGAAUCCAUUGUUGGCUUUAGACUUUCAAGUCAGACAAGGCACCCAGAGCCGUUCAAUGCAUACUUUGUGCCAGGUAGCGAUACAGCAUUUUCUGUGUUACCACAGGCAGGAGAGCUGCUCCCACUUGGCACUGCAGGCACCCUUAUCACUGUUGGAUUCAAACCUACCAUGUACAGCAAGAAACACAAAGCUACUCUAGUUGUGCAGACAUCUGCUAUGCAAUGGACUUAUGAAAUCAAGGGACUUACUCCAAAAUCAACGCCUCUAACAAAUAUCUCACCCAAAAUAUCUUCUAUGUGGGUCAAACAACCAACCACUGGACACCAGCGUAAUUUUAUACAGGAGAACCUAAAACUUACUGCUACAGCUGUAUCUUCUCCCAUCAAAGGAUCACCUCUGUUUUUAAAAACAAAAUAAAUACUAUCAAUCGGAUAACCA
This is a messenger RNA of Xenopus laevis (African clawed frog), 9678 nucleotides long. It is a transcript of the gene cfap47.L, whose product is annotated as cilia- and flagella-associated protein 47. Lineage: Eukaryota; Metazoa; Chordata; Amphibia; Anura; Pipidae. The transcript is spliced from 65 exons. The record is from RefSeq and is a predicted model, not a curated record. The coding region runs from base 181 to 9657 and encodes 3158 amino acids.